GUGAGGGUAGAACCGGGUUCGCUGUGAGCCAUGUUGGAUGUGAAUGAGAGAUGCUGCGCUCGUGCCGCUGCUAGCCGGAGCUCUACCAAACACCGAGAGUAGAUGCGAGCUUCCCGGGAUCACCGAGCGACCGGGGAGCACGGCGGAAGGUGUCGGGCGGUGGGGGUUGAGCUGGCCACUUAGCCGGCGUUUGGAGAGAGAAAGAGAGACACUUGGGUUCAGAGAGAGGGGAGAAAGGGGGGGGGAGAGAAAGGAUUUCACCAGACUAAUGGCUGCACUGCUACUGGAUUUGGGCUCGCUUUCGCCGCUGUUUUUUCUCCUUCUUCUCAGCUCUUUGUUCACUGUUAUCCCGGGGAGUGCAGCGGGGCCGUUCUGUCGUUCAUUAUGCACCCACCCAGCCCCCGGAGACGCUAAAAUCACCAGCCUGCCUGACGGAACGGUAACGGGGGCUUUGGCUGGGGGCGAUUGGAAGAUCCACCCUGCACGGACGCUACGGUCGCGUGGACGGGAAUCGCAAUGCUUACGGUCCUGUGCAGAGGGAACCCCCUCAGCUCCGUUGAGUCCGGAUUACCGGAAUUCUAGUGCAUGGAUAUCAGAACCGGCGGCGCACACCGGACGCAGUCAUCACCAGCCUGUUUGGAGGAACGGUGGCAGUGGAGAGAAGGGCGUUGUUUCUCGUGUUCUCUCCUCUCCGGUUCAGUAUGGCAAAAAGAGGACUAUACAAAGGACUAGAACGCACUCGCGGCCACAGACGCGCCUCGACACGGACAGGGUCAUUGCACAAAGCGUGCUGGAUAGCUGUAGAACCGUGGAUAGUCAAUCCAGGCCUAACCUCUGCCCAUGUCACCCAAAACGGGAGUUUGCCGCUGCCAAGACACCAACUCGGCCGCUAUUAAAAGCCUAUUCUUAUUCUAAUUUGGUUUCGGACGCCAAUAAAUUGUGCAAAGCGACAGCGGGCCGUCUACUCUCAGGCCCCCUGAAUGUUAUCGAUCUCACCAGAGAGGACUGGAAAGGGUCAGGCAUUAGGAAUAUCCGCGGGUGCUCGGGACCGUGCUCGUGGCAGCUCUCUCUAGGGCUUGGAAGCGAAGCAAGCAGCUGUCUCGAGUCACACCGGAUCACAGGUUGUUCUGAAAUGCAUCCAGACUGGCACAGCAGUAACUGGCACCGGUUCAACAUCUCUCUGAGGCGCUACGCUGUUUGUGGAAGGCAGGCAAGAGAAAAUACAAACACCACAUCUUCAAAUAAGAACUUAGAAGUAGAAUUUGUGCAUGCAAAGUCUGAUCGGAAUAGUUCACAAAAGUCUUCUUGUGCGCUCAAACGGACUGAUGCUCUGGAUUUAAUGCUACAGGCUGCCUGGGUCAGGACUGAGACUCGCUUUGUUGGCAGAAAGGCUCAUUAUAAUGGAUCAACUGGAACCAGCGCUGCUCAGUUGUAUAUCGGCGAUGUACAUAACUCUGACUCAUCUGCUACUGGCUCUCCCAGGUAUCACACAUCACCACAUAUCUACCUCUUAGUCGAGUUUAACUUUCCUAAGCGUUUUCGUGACUCGCACAUUCACACGCGAGAAGAUUCAGCACCCGCUCAGUGGACAGCGCCAAUCUCCGUGCGUGAGCUCGCACACUCCAAUGACUUUACUCAAAGUUUGUUGCUGAGGAAUUGGAACAGUAACAAUAACAACAACUGCGCCAAGAAUCGUAACGAUAACCACCAAAACAACAGCAGUCCUGAUUAUCAAAAUGCAAAUGAAACCCAAAAUGUUCCUGACAGUGAAAAGCUCGACUUUGUAAGAGGGGAAAGCGCACGUUAUCCUUGCUCUAGUACGCGUGCAGAGUGUGGCGACUACGACAGCUUAACCGCCGAUGGGGGAGCCACGCGGCCGCAAUUAAAAUCCGGUAAACGGGUGUCAUUACAAGCUGAGGGUGUCAGUCAGCAAGAGGAGCAGCUGGAAGCCGCGACUGAGUGCGGUAGGGAGGGACAGAUAGAGGGCGGGGUGAAAGGGGAGGGAACGGAGGAGGGAGACAGACAGCCUGUAGAGGGAGAAAGGGAGGAAAGCAUGGAGUGGGUGAUUGCAGAAGACACAAAGGAAGAGGUAGUGUUAGAAGAGACAAAUUUACUGAGAGAAAAAGAAAAAGGUCAAGGCAAUGGCACCUUUCAGUCAGACAGAAAAAGCGAUGAAAACAAAGAGGGAAUGUGGACUGAACAGAAUGAGCUUAAACAGAGUCUAGAUGGGGUGGGAAACACACAAAAAGCUCUGUACAGUGAGAAACAAAAAGCAAGAGAGAGCGAUGAAGUUCAGAGAGGAGAAGAGCAGGAGUACAACGAAGAGCAGACAGGUGUCCCUCCUGUUGGGCGCUCCCGUAGAGCUGCUAAUAGGCACCCCCAUUUCCCCCAGUAUAACUACCAGGUUCAUGUUGCUGAGAACCAGCCUCCUGGUACCUCAGUCAUAACUAUGACAGCUGAAGACCCUGAUGCUGGUGAGGCAGGCAGACUCAGUUACAGCAUGGCCCCUUUAAUGAACAGCAGGUCCAUGGAUUACUUCCAAAUGGACCCAAUUACUGGCCUUCUCACCACCACACACAUUCUGGAUCGAGAACACAUGGACCUGCACUACUUCCGAGUUACUGCCACAGACCAUGGCUCACCACGCCUUUCUGGAACAACUAUGGUGACCAUCACUGUGACUGAUCGUAAUGAUCACUCUCCCGUGUUUGAGCAAACAGAAUACCGCGAGACCAUUCGAGAGAACGUGGAAGAGGGAUAUCCUAUCCUGCAGCUGCGCGCAACAGAUCUCGACUCGACAGCGAACGCUAACAUACGCUACAGAUUUAUUGGAGAAAGUGUGGCUGUUGCACGCACUGCGUUUGAGAUCGAUCCUCGAUCAGGCUUGAUCACAACACGAGGUAUUGUUGACAGAGAAGUAAAUGAACGUUAUACAUUGUUGGUGGAAGCAAGCGACCAGGGAAGAGAGCCGGGCCCACGGUCGGCUACCGUUAACGUCCAUAUUACUGUGUUGGAUGAGAAUGACAAUGUUCCACAGUUCAGUCAAAAGCGGUAUGUGGUUGCAGUUAGAGAGGAUGUCCGACCACAUUCUGAAAUCCUCAGAGUCAGCGCCUCGGACCAGGAUAAAGAUGGGAAUGCUGCUGUGCACUACAACAUAAUCAGCGGGAACAGCCGAGGACAGUUUGCGAUUGACAGUGUUACUGGAGAAAUCCAGGUGGUAGCACCACUGGACUAUGAGACGGAACGGGAGUACAUGCUACGGUUGCGGGCUCAGGACAACGGCCGUCCACCUCUCUCCAACAACACUGGAAUUGUGAGUGUGCAGGUCACUGAUGUCAAUGAUAAUCCACCAAUCUUUGUAUCCACGCCUUUCCAGGCUACAGUGCUGGAGAGCGCUCCUAUCGGUCACUCCAUUCUUCACAUACAAGCUAUUGAUACAGAUAAUGGUGACAAUGCACGCCUGGAAUACCGUUUAACGGGAACCGGCACGGAUACACCAUUUGUUAUCAACGCUGCCACUGGUUGGGUCACAGUGAGCUCAGAACUUGACCGUGAAUCAGUAGAGCAUUACUUCUUUGGUGUUGAAGCUCGAGAUUAUGGUGCCCCACCUCUUUCCGCCACAGCUAGUGUUACAAUCACAGUUAUGGAUGUUAAUGAUAACCGACCAGAGUUUCUACAAAAAGAGUAUUACGUCAGACUAAAUGAAGAUGCAGCUGUUGGAACAAGUGUGGUCAGCAUAACCGCAGUUGACCGUGAUGUAAAUAGUGCCGUCACGUAUCAGAUCACAGGUGGAAACACACGUAAUCGCUUUACCAUUAGUACAGCUGGUGGAGCAGGACUUGUCUCCCUAGCACUGCCUUUGGACUACAAACAGGAGCGUCGCUAUGUGCUAACAGUCACUGCUUCUGACAGAACUCUCCACGAUACCUGUCAGGUGCACAUCAACAUCACAGAUGCCAACACACACCGUCCCGUAUUCCAGAGUGCUCAUUAUUCAGUAAGUGUGAAUGAGGACCGGCCUCCUGGCAGCACAGUGGUGGUCAUAAGUGCAACAGAUGAUGAUGUUGGAGAAAACGCCCGCAUCACUUACUACCUGGAGGACAAUAUUCCACAGUUUCGCAUCGAUCCUGCAAGCGGAGCGAUCACACUUCAAGCAGAACUAGACUACGAAGACCAAAUGACUUACACGCUUGCCAUCACUGCUCGUGACAAUGGAAUCCCUCAGAAAUCUGACACCACUUAUGUGGAGGUCAAUGUUAAUGAUGUAAAUGACAACGCACCUCAGUUCCUGAGCCCCAGGUAUCAGGGUGGAGUCAGUGAGGAUGCUCCACCUUUCACUAGUGUGCUACAAAUCUCCGCUACUGACCGUGAUGCGCAUGCCAAUGGCCGUGUCCAGUAUACGUUCCAGAAUGGAGAAGAUGGUGAUGGUGAUUUCACCAUAGAACCAACCUCGGGAAUAGUCCGGACCGUCAGGAGACUUGAUCGUGAAAGUGUUCCCUUCUAUGAGCUGACUGCAUUUGCUGUGGAUCGCGGUGUUCCACCUCAGCGUACACCUGUACACAUUCAAGUCAGUGUCAUGGAUGUCAAUGACAAUGCUCCAGUGUUUCCUGCUGAUGAUUUUGAGGUUCUAGUGAAGGAGAAUAGUGCCGUUGGGUCCGUCGUAGCUCAAAUUACAGCGACUGAUCCAGAUGAGGGCCCAAACGCUCAGAUUAUGUAUCAGAUUGUGGAAGGAAAUAUUCCAGAAAUCUUCCAAAUGGACAUUUUUUCAGGAGAACUCACUUCUUUAAUUGACCUUGACUACGAAACACGGAAUGAGUACGUAAUUGUUGUCCAGGCCACAUCGGCUCCACUAGUCAGUCGUGCCACGGUGCGCAUACGACUGGUUGACCAGAAUGAUAAUGGGCCCCAAAUGCAAGACUUUCAAAUCAUCUUUAACAACUUUGUAUCCAAUCGAUCUAACACCUUCCCAAGUGGGGUUAUUGGACGUGUUCCAGCCCAUGACCCAGAUGUUUCGGAUCGUCUCUACUACACCAUAGACCGUGGGAAUGAGCUACACCUGCUGCUGUUGAACCACACGAGCGGGGAGAUCCGCCUCAGCCGGAAACUGGACAACAACCGACCACUGGUGGCCCCGAUGCUUGUCACCGUCACUGAUGGCAUUCACAGCAUCAGUUCUCAGUGUGUGUUGCGGGUUCUCAUCAUUACGGAGGAGAUGCUCAGCAGCAGCAUCACUGUACGACUCCAGAACAUGUCCCAGGAGCACUUCCUGUCCCCGCUGCUCACUCACUUCCUGGAAGGGGUGUCAGCCGUGCUUUCAGUCUCUCCUGAUGAUGUGUUUGUGUUCAACGUGCAGCCGGAUGCAGAUGCAGGAAAGGUGCUCAACGUUAGUUUCUCCGCUGCAUUGCCGGGAGGGCAGUUUUUCCCAUCGGAGGCUCUGGAGGAGCAGCUGUACCUCAACAGACAUAGACUCAAUGCCCUUGCACAUAUGGAGGUUCUCCCAUUUGAUGAUAACGUGUGUUUACGUGAGCCAUGUCAGAACUACAUGAAGUGCAUCAGCGUUCUCCGUUUCAACAGCUCCGCUCCCUUUAUCGCCUCCCCAUCCACGCUGUUCCGGCCCAUCCAUCCCAUCACAGGGCUGCGCUGCCGCUGCCCUGCCGGAUUUACGGGAGAUUACUGCGAGAUUGAAAUUAACCUGUGUUACUCAAACCCCUGCAUGAAUGGAGGAGUGUGCGCACAGAGAGAGGGAGGCUACACCUGCAUCUGCCGAGAGGAUUACACAGGCGAGCGGUGUGAGUUCGACUGGCGUGGUGGCCGGUGUGUGGCAGGCGUUUGUCGUAACGGCGGUACAUGUCUUGAGCUCUCCGGAGGGGGAUUCAGGUGUGAGUGUCCUGCAGGAGGUUAUGAGAAGCCAUAUUGCUCUGUCACCACCAGAUCCUUCCCGCCAAAAUCAUUCAUGAUGUUCAGGGGGCUCCGUCAACGAUUCCACCUCUCCAUCUCUCUCUCGUUUGCCACAUUGGAAAGUAAUGGUUUGCUCUUCUACAACGGUCGGUUUAAUGAGAAGCAUGACUUCCUUGCUUUGGAGAUACUGAACGGACAAAUGGUUCUUAAAUACUCCACAGGUGAGUCGUCUACUCAGGUGAGUCCAUACCUGCCUGGCGGAGUAAGUGACGGCAACUGGCACACCGUUCACAUCCAUUACUACAACAAGCCAAAGCGCAGUGUGAGUGGUGACGUUCAGGGUCCGUCUGAUGAGAAGGUUGCAGUCUUGAGCGUAGAUGACUGUGACACAGCUGUUUCUCUGAGGUUUGGCAUUCAGCUCGGCAACUACAGCUGUGCUGCACAGGGAAGACAGACCAGCAGCAAAAAGUCUCUGGAUCUGACAGGCCCGUUGUUUUUGGGUGGAGUUCCUAACCUGCCUGAGAACUUCCCGUUUACUACAAGAGAAUUUAUUGGCUGCAUGAAAGACCUGCAUAUUGAUAACAGACCAGUGGACAUGGCAGGAUUCAUCGCUAAUAAUGGCACUUUACCUGGUUGCAGUGCAAAACUGCCUUUCUGUAAAUCAAACCCGUGCCAGAAUGGCGGCACAUGUAGGGUGAGCUGGGAGACGUUUUCCUGUGACUGCCCUGUUGGAUUUGGAGGGAAGGACUGCAGCUUAGUGAUGUCCCACCCCCAUCGUUUCCUUGGAAACAGUGCGCUGUGGUGGGACCUGAAGAAUGAAGUCACCAUCACUACACCCUGGUACAUGGGGCUGGUGUUCCGCACCAGAUCAAAAGAGGGGGUUCUCCUGCAGGCUCAAGCUGGACAGUACACCAACUUGAUCUUUCAGGUGGUUUCGGGUCAUUUGGUGUUUUCUGUGGCACGGGGUUCGACUCGGCCGGUCAGGUUGAGACUGGAUCAGGUUCAGGUGUGUGAUGGACGCUGGCAUGACCUACAGCUCGAGCUCCGCGAUGUCAGGAGUGGCAGAGAGACUCGAUAUAUUGCUACAGUCCGACUGGACUUUGGACUGUAUCAGGGAACAGUCAUUGUUGGGAAUGAGAUUAAUGGUGUAAAGGUGAAGCACCUACAUGUAGGUGGAGUUUUAGGGUCCGGAGAGGUGCAAAAUGGUAUACGUGGCUGCAUUCAGGGGGUGCGUCUGGGGGUGCGUCCUGAUUCCCCUGCAUUGCCCCGCCCUUCCAGAACCAUCAAGGUGGAGACUGGCUGUAAUGUUGGCAACCCGUGUAAUUCCUUCCCUUGUCCCGCCCACAGCCAAUGCACCGAUGAAUGGGAUCGACACACCUGUGUUUGUGAACCAGGAUUCUACGGUAAAAGCUGUAUGGAUGCAUGUCAGCUGAACCCAUGUGAAAAUCAAGCAAAGUGUCACAGGAAGCCCAGCUCCUCGCAUGGAUAUAUUUGUGACUGUGAGGACAAUCACUAUGGACAGUACUGCCAACACAGGGUCGAGCAGCAAUGUCCUCGUGGUUGGUGGGGCAGCCCGACAUGUGGACCCUGCCACUGUGAAGCCAGUAAAAGCUUUGACACCGACUGCAAUAAGACCACUGGACACUGCCACUGCAAGGAGUUUCAUUACCGACGGCUGGGCAGUGAUGUCUGCUUGCCAUGUGAUUGCUAUCCAGUGGGCUCCUUCUCAAGGUCAUGUGACCCCGAGAGCGGCCAGUGCCAGUGCCGACCUGGAGUGAUUGGCAGACAGUGUAACAUGUGUGACAAUCCAUUUGCUGAGGUCACACAAACAGGCUGUGAAGUAAUCUAUGAUGGCUGUCCGAAGACCAUAACAUCAGCAAUCUGGUGGCCCAGAACAAAGUUCAACCUGCCUGCUGCUGUCCCCUGUCCCAAAGGAUCAGUUGGAACUGCGAUUCGGCACUGUGAUGGAGAGAGAGGAUGGCUCGACCCUGAUCUGUACAACUGCACCUCUCCUCCUUUUGUGGAGCUAAACACAGCCCUGGAGGCUUUAGAAAGAAAUGAGACAGAACUCAACACCAUCAUUGAGAAAAAACUGGCCCAUCAGCUUCGUGAUGUCACAGAGGCAACAACCCGUCUCUAUGGCAAUGACCUUCAGAUAGCCGAGAGGCUGCUGUCUCGCCUCCUGACCUUUGAGAGCCUCCAGUCAGGCUUCGGUUUGACAGCUACUCAGGAUGCACAUUUCAAUGAGAAUGUGUUGCGAGGCUGUAGUGUUUUGUUGGGUCCGGGCAGUGCUGCGUUGUGGAGGGGUCAAAGUUCAGGUCUGACUGGAGCGGCGGGAUUGGCCGAUCUGUUGGAGCAGUACGCCCGCAUACUCGCCCAGAACAUGAAACAGACCUACCUCAAUCCUGUGGCACUCGUCGCCCCAAACAUCGUCAUGACUCUGGAUCGCGUUGACAACCACACACACGUGAGGCGACGAUUUCCACGGUAUCACAGUACUCUGUUCCGAGGUCAAGUGCUUUGGGACGCUCACACACAUGUUGUGCUGCCCCCUACUACACUAGUGUCACAGCGCAACUUCUUUUCAGCUCCAUCUCCUGCUGGCCCUGUGAACCUGUUGGCCAAUCAGACGUUAGAAGCAACAACAGCGCAGCGUUCUUUGUCACUGCAUGAGGCGCCGAUCUCCAUUGUCAUCCUCCUUAUUUAUCGAAGCCUAGGGGCCGCACUUCCCCCUAAAUACCACACAGACCGUCGCGGCGUCAUUCUAAUAUGCUGA
Messenger RNA from Sinocyclocheilus grahami, 8674 nucleotides. Its product is annotated as cadherin EGF LAG seven-pass G-type receptor 3-like. Gene Ontology annotation, biological process: homophilic cell-cell adhesion. Gene Ontology annotation, molecular function: calcium ion binding; G protein-coupled receptor activity. Gene Ontology annotation, cellular component: plasma membrane. Lineage: Eukaryota; Metazoa; Chordata; Actinopteri; Cypriniformes; Cyprinidae. The record is from RefSeq and is a predicted model, not a curated record. The transcript is spliced from 22 exons. Bases 44 to 8674 code for a protein of 2876 amino acids.